CUCCGAAAUAAACCUAUCUCCAUUCGUGCCCGUUUCCCACUGCCGCUCCCAACUCCGGCGAUCACCGCGUCCGCACCAUGGCCGCUCGCUGGAGUCGCACCGCCCCCCGUCUCCUCCUCCCCGCCCUAUCCCUCCUGCUCCUCUGCUCGUCGCUCCCGCCCCUGGCCGCGGCAUACCGCCCCGGCGACAUCGUCCCCAUGCUCCGCUCCGGCCAGUACCACGACUCGAGGUCGGUGUGGUUCGACGUGGUGGGCCGCCACUGCCCGGCCUUCGCGGUCAACCGGGAGGUGCUGAUGCCGAUCCCGAAGCCGACAGGGUUCACCGGUGCUGAUCCGUACAAGAUAACGUUUCAAACUGGACAUGAAAAGUUCCAUGUUCCUUGGCUUUAUGUUAUAAAUCGCAAAAACUCUGAAGUUCCACUGAUUGAUUUCCAUUUGAAGUACUCUGGAAACGAUCUACUUGGGGUUACAGCUAAAGUUGUGGACAUGCCUCACCACUAUGUGGAAGUUCAUCCUGACAUAAAAAAGAAUUUCUGGGAUCCACAGAAUUGGCCAAAAUACGUUCUUGUUAGAUAUACAUGGGAGGAACAAUCAGAGAUAGACGUCGCUGCAGGAUUUUAUGUGUUAUCUGGAUCUGGGCUUGUUCUGUCCUUCAUUCUUGCAAUCUACGUCCUGCAGUCAUCCCAGGAAAAGUUGACGAGGUUUGUGCGAGAAGCAGUUGCCGAUAGUAGCCUACGAGAUGGAGGGAUUGCAAAGGUCGAGUGACCUAUCUACAAGGAGAUGUCAUAUUACCCGCUAAUUUCUACAAUGAUCGAAACACCAACAAGAGAUUCUCAACUCAAGGGCAGCCAAUUUUUUGCAGCUUCUAGUACUACAGAACAGUAUACAUCUGAAGAAAUAUGACAAAAGUGGGUAAAAUCAACCGUAGGAUUCUCGGUAUAAUGGCAUUUCUACCAGACUGGAGUAUUGGUGUUUACUAGCUCGUUGCAGUGAGAACUAGGGAGUGAACAGCUUUUUUUCAUUUUGUUUAUGUGGGCGUUGUAGAAUCUGUAGUAAAAGAACUGUAAAAAUAGCUGUGUCAAACGUGUAUGCCUUUCAGCUCAUUGAAGCUAGAUUCUCUAGGUAUCACAUUUUAUUUGAACCUCGUAUAAUGCCUAAAUUUUCUGAAAGAUA
Phragmites australis (common reed) is the source of this 1172-nucleotide messenger RNA. RefSeq lists its product as uncharacterized. The record is from RefSeq and is a predicted model, not a curated record. Lineage: Eukaryota; Viridiplantae; Streptophyta; Magnoliopsida; Poales; Poaceae. The coding region runs from base 78 to 764 and encodes 228 amino acids. The transcript has 9 exons.